CGUUUACGCUCAUUGCUCGUUAGCUUCUGUUCGGUGCGUACACGUACGUCUAUCCACACAUAUAUCGCAACUUUAACUCGUGUUCCAACAGUCACAACACAUCAGUCUUGUGACAUUCGCGACUACCGUACGGAAUAUAAUCGACGUACAAGUUUGUUCUUAACAGUGUUGUGUGCAGUUUUGUUUGGAAACAAAUCAUCAUGAAGGCCGCCAGCAUUUUGUGCCCCGAAUCUGGACUAACCGGAGUGAGUGGAGGACGUGUGCAGACACACCGCCACCGCCGCGAGAUCGAAAACGAAGAGAUUCAGAUGUAUCUUAGCAAAUUAAAGGACCUUGUACCUUUCAUGCCCAAGAAUCGUAAACUGAGCAAACUGGAAGUCAUCCAAUAUGUGAUCGAUUACAUCUGCGAUUUACAAAACGCAUUGGAGACACAUCCAGCUGUGAAUGCAUUUGAUGCCGCCGCUGUGUUGGGUCAGAAGAAGAGUCAAGGGGCGGCGAGUCCGCGACAACCCUUGGGCGUGCGCGCCAGCCCCAAUACGAUAUUGACGCCCAGCGAAGCACCCAUCGUACACACAUCAACGACAACACCUGAGAAACUUUCACCGUCAGAUGGAAGACCAGUUUCGUGCUGAGGCGGCACACUCCUCCACAACGCGACGCUCGUCCCGUGGCGAUUGCCUAACACGACGUGUGGAACGCACGCACCGCCGAGGAGGUGUUGAUAGAUCGAACGUAAGAAGAACUAUCGGCUGAGGACGACACCGAGAGAUGCUGUGCGCGUGUUACGAACGUUGAGAGAAUUAAAAAUCUUCGAAUGUUGCUUUAUUAGUUAAAAUUACAGCACACACAUAAACACACAUGAUGUAAUCAGAUAAAAAGACUAUUCAUCUAUUGGGAGAGAACGAAGGCACUUAGUUAUGGUACCUGUUUAUGUUGCAAUUUGUUUUUUAGAUUUUAUUUAAUUGUUUUUUUAUUUUAUUUUUGUGUAUAUUGAAAGAGCGCUGCAGGAAGUGAGUGCGAGAGCAGAGUUACGGACUAGAGUGUUGUACACACAGCUUUCACGCGGGUGUUUUUCUCCUAAUAUUUACUUUAUGAAAAACAAAUUACGAACAUUGCAACUUUUGUCACAAUUCACAGGAUUCGAACCACCGGACGCACGGAAUACUUUUUGUAAUUUUAAUUAAUUUGUGACUUUUUAUUCUGUGAUGUUUUUUGUAUAAUAUACUAUAUUUUUAAAUAUUAUGUACAAACAAAAAGAGGAAAGAGAAAAAAUACUAAUAGUAAAUACACAUUAUAAAUGUAUAUAUUGCAAAGAAAGCAGUAGUAGGAACAGAAUUAUAUCUUAGUAGGAAAAAAACUUUGGAAAUUUGUUUAUCAGGCGAUGAGAAAUACGAAAUUAUUUGUAAAUAGUUACCCUUUGGAUUUGUUUCACCUUCUGAAAUUUAAUAUUAUAUAUUAAAAUUUAAUUCUGCGCAAAAUAAAUUGUUUUUGAGAAUAUAA
This is a messenger RNA of Dalotia coriaria, 1500 nucleotides long. RefSeq names its product Basic helix-loop-helix domain-containing extra-macrochaetae (gene emc). The record is from RefSeq and is a predicted model, not a curated record. The transcript has 2 exons. Gene Ontology annotation, molecular function: transcription regulator activity; protein dimerization activity. The coding region runs from base 201 to 632 and encodes 143 amino acids. Gene Ontology annotation, cellular component: cytoplasm; nucleus. NCBI's taxonomy places the organism in Eukaryota, Metazoa, Arthropoda, Insecta, Coleoptera, Staphylinidae. Gene Ontology annotation, biological process: cell differentiation; negative regulation of transcription by RNA polymerase II; circadian regulation of gene expression.